Molecule: messenger RNA, 654 nt
Organism: Solanum tuberosum (potato)
Lineage: Eukaryota; Viridiplantae; Streptophyta; Magnoliopsida; Solanales; Solanaceae
Exons: 1
Coding region: 1-654 (217 amino acids)
Source: RefSeq, a predicted model, not a curated record
AUGGCCCAAUUUGAGGCAUUGUAUGAGAGGAGAUAUAGGUCUCCCAUUGGCUGGUUUGAUUCAUUUGAGGUGAGACCUUGGGGUACCGAUCUCUUUAGGGAAUCAUUAGAGAAAGUGAAAUUCAUUCAGGAGAAGCUUUUAGCAGCUCAUAGCAGGCAGAAGGAGUAUGCAGAUCGGAAGGUUAAGGACUUGGAGUUUAUGGAGGGUGAGCAAGUCUUGCUAAAUGUUUCAUCUAUGAAGGGUGUAAUGCGAUUUGGUAAGCGAGAUAAGCUUAGUCCGAGGUUCAUUGGGCCAUUUGAAGUUCUUAAGCGCGUGGGGGAGGUAGCCUAUGAAUUGGCCUUGCCUCCAGGGUUGUCAGGAGUGCACUCGAUAUUUCAUGUGUCUAUGUUGAAAAAAUACCAUGGUGAUGGAAACUACAUUAUUCAUUGGGAUUCGAUAUUGCUUGAUGAGAAUCUGUCUUAUGAGGAGGAGCCUGUAGCUAUUCUAGAUAGGGAGGUCCGCAAGUUGAGGUCAAAAGAGAUUGCAUCUAUCAAGGUUCAGUGGAGGAAUCAGCUGGUUGAAGAGUCCACUUGGGAGAGUGAGGUUGAUAUGCAAGAAAGAUAUCCACAUAUUUUUAUCGAUUUAGGUACUCUUUCUUACCUUCGCCUUCUUUGA